GUGGAGCAAGCCAGUUGGACGGCGCCGGGGGUUAACAGCAGUCUAGCCGGCCAGCAGGUGUCAUCCACCAACAGCUGCACGACUCCACGCACAAAACACCAAACAAAACACGCAGACGUUUAACGUUCAGAAAUAAAUAAAUAAAUCAAGAAAACUGACGCAGUUACUUAACUUAACUUUGUAGUCCGACCCGAGGUCCAGAAGGGUUUCAGACAGAAGGUGUUGAAAGUAAGCAAAAGAAAACUGAUAAAAAGUUAAAAGACUAGAAAGAAAAAGAAAAUCGCGAAAAAAUAAUGUUCAGAAUGACGUUCCGGUGAGCAGCAGCAGCAACAGCGUUCAAAAGGCAACAGCGUCCACCAACUGUACGACCUCACGUAUAAAACACGUAAAAAUAAAGAAAACUGGCGCACUGACAAUAGCGAAAAGUGACUAUAUAUAACUAGUAAACUUAGCUAAACGACUAAAAACCAAAAAAAAACGACAAAAUGUUCAAUGUAAUCGUGAGAAAUAUUGGAAAUACUGAAUAAAAACAAGCCUUACAGAGCGGCGUUAGACUCGCCAGCGUCCCCGUUACUAGGCAACUCAUGUGGUGGCUUUUUGCUCUGGGUCUAACGAUGAGGAGUGCUGUCUGUAGGACUACGAUAAACACAUCUGAUUGGUGUUCAACCAAACUUCAGUUCGAUCUGUAAAAACUAUUUGCUGGGUGUACGCCCAUUUAACUAAAGUAAACCUAGUCCCAUGGAAAUAGUUUGGUAGUUGGUAGUAGGUGUAACCCAUGCUAUUUCACUCUCUCUGCUAAUAUAUGUAUAUGUCAAUUUAUAUGAAUGUAUAUAUUAUAAUAAUAUAUAUAAUGUAGUGUGUAUGGUGUAUAUCUAUAGUAUAUAUAUAUAUUCCCAGUAUAUUGUAGCGACCAGUGUUCACGUGCUACAAUGUAUUCCUGACGGCCGCUAACUGAAACGGUUGCCUGGAGACCGUGUUUUUGUUGACGCUCCCAAAAAGUGGUUCUCUGCUGGACGCGUAAGAGCGAACAUAGACUUGAAGAACGAACAUAGACUUGAAGAACGAACAUAGACUUGAAGAGCGAACAUAGACUUGAAGAGCGAACAUAGACUUGAAGAGCGAACAUAGACUUGAAGAGUGAACAUAUAGGCUAGAAGAGAAACGAAGAAAAAGUUAUAUUCCUGACGGCCGCUAACUGAAACGGUUGCCUGGAGACCGUGUUUUUGUUGACGCUCCCUAAUAGAGCGAACAUACACUUGAAGAGCGAACAUAGACUUGAAGAGCGAACAUAGACUUGAGUGAACAUAUAGACUAGAAGAGAAACGAAGAAAAGGUUAUCACGGAAGAAAUAGAAGAUAUGGAGGAAGAUUUGACGUUACUUUGAACAAGAGGACAGCCUGUCAUCGACUGGCCCCUGCUCAAGAGCGUUCGGCCGUAGCGGUAGUGGUAGGAACAGAACGCCCCCUUUCAUUGAAUCGAGUGCACUCAAAGACUUGCUGGGUACCCAUUUUAUUUAGUUUGUUAUUUUUCUUGGGGACCUCUUUUGGGUUCAGUGUAUUGAGUUCAGUGUUUUAGGUUCAGUGUUGUUAUUAUUAUUAUUAUUAUUGUGUAAAUAAUCUGAUUGAUUCUGAUGGUUAGAUAUGGUUAGAUCGUUAGAUACAAGGUCAAACGUGCCUCACUGUGUCUGUGUGUUAUUCCUUUUAUCAGAGUUCUAUUAAGAAUACAAGCCAGUCUCCUUAUAACCUGGGAUUGAUGCACCACUGCAUUGUUAUAUUACCUUUAAAAAUACAGUUGGUUACAUAGGCAUAACCUUCUAACCUGCAAAGUCUAACGGCCUUCUUCUGACUUAUUCAUUUUGAGAUAAAUAGUUUGUGCACAUUGUGUUGCCAUUGCGCAAACUCUCCAUGAGUGAUGUGAUCAUGUGAUGAGGUCUUAAGUCCUCACAAACACCUUGUUAUGAUGGUUAGCCUGGUCAGUGUGUUGUUUCCUGGCUGUAUCAAUCUUUUUCUCCUCUAGCGUGUCUUUAACACACAUAGCCGUGUUACCAAUAGUUAAAUCUCUAAAAGCCUUGGUGACCCUUUUAAACCUUUUAAAGUCCUAAUAGUCCCUUAUUCGGUCACAGUAAAUGUAAAGCAAAUAAUUGGAUCCAUGUUUUUUAUUCUGAAAGUGAGUCAUAGAAUUCUGAAUCAUCUGAUUAUAUGUAUAUAUAUCAACUUGAUAUAAUUUGACAAUGUGAGAGUCCCUGCAGUGGAGCCACCGGAGGGUUAUAAUUCACCAGCAAUUCUUUAUUGCUAUAUGAACGUACCAAUUACUUUGGGCCAAGUCGUUGACCGCGACCCCUGGAUGACCCUGGAUGACCUUCAGGCUGUCAGCUCAGAGACGACUGAAGGCCAGCCACCGCUGCAGACCGAUGGAGGGCCAGCGUACGCCUCAGACCAAAGGGACCAGAGGGUGGAGGUGGGGGAGAGGGACGGCUGCCUGCGACACAAGGGCCACAAGCACAGGGGCCACCGAAGAGUCAGGAGUCUCUCGUUGGACCAGGUCGUCUCUCCCCGACACUUAGCCAAAGGAAAGAAGAAGAAGAGAAAGUCUGAGAGAAAAAGGUGUGUUUAUAACAACAGAACUACAGGUUCUGUUAUUGCGAACUACUGCGGCUGCACUAAGUCUCCCUCCUACAGUCUGUCACCGCCCAGGAAGAAGAAGAAGAGAAAGAAGAGCUCAAAGAGGAGCAAGCGGCAUCGGUAUUCAUACAAAAAGUCCAAACACAGUUCAUCCAGUUUGAGGCAUAAGAAGAAGGAUGAGCGCAAGCACAAGAAAAGCUCACGGAGUCGACCCCACCGGAGACACCGUCACCGGAGGUCUGAGUCCGACAGUUCGUCCUGGCGGUCAUCUGCAGAGAGCAGGUAUCAUCUACAUGAGGUGGAGGAGCAUGAUUCGGGGCGAGAGGAGUGCAGGACAAAGCUGAACCAAAGAGACCUGGACUGGAGACCAGCGGUCAAGUCAGUGUGUAAUACUGCUCCACAAUAUGUCUCCGCCCUCUCCAAUGGCACCAUUUUGCCAUUACAAUUUGGAGACAAGAUAUUAGACGCUAAAGGGAAUCACGGCCAUCAUGAUUACGAUUCUGGGAACGACACGUCUUCCCCGCCUUCCAAUAAAAACAGCAUCUCUCAACCAAGUGGCAUCGUAGACAGCAGCAAACAAUGCCAGGGUUUGGCAUCUCCCGAUAAGCUGAAGAUCACAGAGCGCGACAACGCCUCUGAUUCAGGAAACUCUGUGACAAGUUACGCCUCGCUGUGCAAUCCUCUCGCUGAGAGUUCAACCUUCUACGACGGGACAAGUAAGGCGCUGAACGUGGAAGGUGAGGAUGUGCGUCCACGGAAGAGGAAGCGUUCUAAGCUGAAGAGGAGUCGCUCCUCUCGUAGGAGGCGGAGGGAGAGGUCCGUCAGGCGCAGUCCAAGUAGGAACUUUUCCUGUGGGAGCUCCACACAUACAGGACACUCAUCCCGGAGCCGGUCACUGUCAUUUUGCAGCUCGUACUCCCGCUCUCCAAGCUCCUCGGAUGCUUGUAGGCAGAGGGGCAGCAUGGCCAGCACCAGCUCCAGAGACAGCUACUGUCGAUACAGUCCUGACAGACCCCGAGACAGGAAGCGGUCGUCCAACUACAAGGAAAAAAAACGGAAGCGGAGGAAUAAGGAGAGGAGGAGGAAGAGCAGGAGGAAGUCCUACUCCCCCAUGAGGAAAAGGAGGAGAGACUCACCAAGUCACCUGGAAGCACGGAGAAUCACAAGUGCCAGGAAGAGACCCAUUCCCUACUUCCGGCCUAGUCCCUCAUCCAGCUGCCGUUCCACCAGCGUAUCGUCGUGGAGCAGUAUCUUCACACGAGGCCGCAGUCUGACCUCUGGCCACUGCUACAGGAGCAACAGCCGCAGCUCCUCCUGGAACUCCAUCUUCGGGACUCGGAGCAGUCGCAGCAGGAGUCCUAGUUAUGUGAGGUUGAAGAAAAGCAGCAAAACCAGGCGGUAGUAUUUCAGAGCACGACGAGAGGCUGAUGAUGACAACGUAUUUAUUUGUGUUGCAUUCGCGUAAAAAGCAGGGAUGGUUGAACUGUAUCAGCUACGCAUGUCUCUGCAUCGGUUUUAGGCUUGAAGAAGUGAAACAACCCCCGAGGGUGUCCUUGCCUCUUACAUCUCUUCUCAUGUUGUCUCAUCUGCACUCAGAGACACACCUUGGGAAGUGUAUGGCGUGGUAUGUCAAGUUUUGUCAGGCGCUGUCAAACCGUCAAUCUAUGGUUAUGUUAUAUUGUUGAUAAGGUAAUUUGGGGUAAUUUAACGUUGAUUGGACACCACAAUUUUGCUAUCACGUGCAGACCUUUUGCAAAGAUUGAUUCUGUAACAGGGUUGCUGUUUGAUCCAUGUGUUUUCAUACUGUGGUAGAGGGCCUGUUAUCAGGUAUAAGGAGAGGUUUAUCGCUUUGAUCUCCGCACUUCAGAACACAAAGAAUGAAAGAAACACUGAAAAAUGAAAGGAGGCGGUUGCCCGGACGGCAAGCAAACGGCCUGUCACUUGAAAGGCCAGGUUAAUUUAUCUUCUGAUCAAGUGGAAAAGCAAUUGAAAUGUCAGCCCUGGGUAAAAUAAUAGGACGCCUUCCAAAAACGUGCAGAGGAGAGUCUGUGAGAGUUCUCUGCUGAAAAAAACCCCCAGAAUAUCUCAGGACAUAUUUCCUUUGACAGCCAGGCGGGAGCAGGUGUCUGCCACUCUGACCGGAGUAAGACAUAUUUUAAAGUUGUGUUUUUAUAUAUUGUUGCUUUGAAAGUUUGGUUUAACGUAUAUUUCUAUUUAAGCUGUUUAUUUGGUUGCUUUGUCCUUUUUUCAUUUGUGACACAACUGUUCAUAUGCUGUAUUUCUUCAUGUACCCGCUGAGAAAGACAACACAUACCUCAUCUUUUGAUUUUGCACUGAUCAGAUUGAAUGGUGAAACGUCCAAAAGCACAUCCAAACAUUUGUACCAUUUCUAUCUUUGUGUAUAUUUGUAGUCGCCAAUCUUUCUAUGCAACCCGCGCUUGUUGUGUAGUCUGCUGUGUGUCUGUUGAACGAAUUACAGCAGUUUUAUAGAAAGUCUGAUUGAUUUGAUCCCAAUAUCAUCAUCUGGCUCUCUGACCUUUGGAGUGAAACUCGCUCUCUGGUCAUUCCUUUCACUGGAUGUCAAGUCCAAUGGCCACAUGAGGGAAAGCCAUUAUUCCAUUGUAGUAACUCCUGAUUCAUAAUUUCGUCUGACAGUGUGGGCUGCCACACACGUCCAAAUAGAAGAGUUUUCAGUUUAAUGAUGUCCCAUUUUUUCUACAUCAGCUCUUCCACAAUGUUAAAUAAAAAUUAAUUUAAUAUGGUAUGAUGAACGAGGUGUAGAUAUGAACUGUAUAGAUAAAGAUGGGUGUUGUAUAGGUCUACAUGGUUAUUUAAUCAUAUUGUUAAGUGACAUCAACUCUUCGUCUUUGUGAUCUUAUUUUAAAUAAUUGUUCUACUUUUUGUCUUUACUUUUUGUGUUCCUCUUCAAAAAUGCUCUAAGAAUGUCCUAGAAAUCUGAUAGUAAAUUGGUGUUUCUGUGUUAAAUAAUGCAUAGCCUACUCCAUUACUACCCAUACAAAGAAACAUAGGUAUUUUACAAGAUGAUAUGAUUUUCCUCCUGACCCAUUUAACAGUGGCUGAAUUUCACUUCAUAUAACGUGUCCCCGGAAAUAACAUUCCCUUUAUGUGAAGAAUAAACUAUAAACUAUAGGGCCAUGUUAUAAAAAUAAAUAAAACAAUAUUGUCGGCAGUCAUUCUUGUGGUCAUUCUUAGGGACUCGGCUGACUAUCAACCUUAGGGCCUGGGUAACACACAUUUGACAUAGCUCGCAUUAAGCCUACAAAUAAACAACUCCAGGUUCAGUAAUCUGAGCCGAGUCCAAACAGAAAACAACCAUUACCUCUGCAGUUGGAUCCGUGUCGUGAUGUCAGUGUGUUUGACCAGUCUUGCCCAAUGCGUGGUCCUCUAUUUGCAUCAGGGGGGAGGG
Molecule: messenger RNA, 6048 nt
Organism: Gadus chalcogrammus (walleye pollock)
Lineage: Eukaryota; Metazoa; Chordata; Actinopteri; Gadiformes; Gadidae
Product: serine/arginine repetitive matrix protein 4-like
Exons: 14
Coding region: 2296-4023 (575 amino acids)
Biological process (GO): regulation of RNA splicing; mRNA processing; neuron maturation
Cellular component (GO): nucleus
Molecular function (GO): mRNA binding
Source: RefSeq, a predicted model, not a curated record